This is a messenger RNA of Geodia barretti, 4819 nucleotides long. Lineage: Eukaryota; Metazoa; Porifera; Demospongiae; Tetractinellida; Geodiidae. The record is from the annotation of a GenBank genome assembly.
UGGCUGGACAGUCAAUAACCAAGUGCCCUGGGAGAUCAGUCAAGAAGAGAGAGACAGGAGAGAGAGAUAGUGAGAAAGAAACGGAGUGAAAGAGGUAAUAUAGGAGGGACAGGGAAGAGAUAAGGACAUCAAGUUUUUUGCUCCCUGAAGUUCUGUGUUGUGCUCUACGUCAUCGUCUUAUCAUGCCUGACACUAAUUGAGAAGUGAGAAAGGAACAUUUAAAAGUGCAGAUCAAUAAUAGUAUCACUUAUCCAUAUACUCACCGUGACGUCUGCGAAUCAUUUUAACCCCUUGUGAACUGAAAAGUUUCCACGGUUAACACAUGCUGCUGUAAAUAGACAAGGAACACAAAUUGCGAUCUGAGAGAAAUUGACGAAAGUUUUCAAAAAUGAGCCAGAAGUUCCCCAGAGGAUUGGCAAGGGCAGGCAGCGACGGGGUAAUCAAAACAACCUCUGUUACCAAGACAACGCAGCGACAGCACUCGUCAGUCGAGUCUCCGAGGAAAAAUUUGCCGGCCCCCACGAUUAGGAGCCUGACGAGUGCUCUUCAGAACGGUUCUAAUCACUCUGUGACUAACGGUGGAAGCCAUGGCAGGGGGAGUGUGAAGAAAUCCCCUCUCCUCCCGCCAGCCCAUCUGCGAGAGAAAAAGAGCAAUUCUUCUUCCGAUUCGAGUGUAUCCUCUACCAACUCUGCGGGAUCGGUUUAUAGGGCGGUCGAAUCGGCUGCGCAGACUUCUAAUCAGGACGUCCAGUUGAACAGUUCUUACAAAUCCGGUGUUUCUGCUGAACCAAAACGACCCCUCAUGCCACCAACAACGAGAUCCACCCCUUCCCCCAUUACAUCACCCACCUCAACAAUGACAUCAUCCCAAAAUGGCGACGACGGAAGACGACUCGAAACAAAGCCCCUUCCACUACAGCCCGAAGGUUCUCGGUCACCAAGCAACAUAUUCAGGAAUUCAAUCAAAGAGACGGAAGUCUCGGACAAAGAAAACCUGGAAAGCAGGACAAAUUCGGGACAUCCACCUCCUAAUCAGGACACCCAUAUAGUAAGGGGAGAUACUAGAGAGUUGGAAACGGAAAAUGAAGCGUUGAGAAGACGGAUUCAGCAACUCGAGGAGGAAAACGGCAUACUGAGAAAGGUGAGGGACACCCCGCCUCCUUCUGUUACUCCACUACCCUGGAGUUCGGGGUCAAAUACUCCAACUCCGUAUCCCCACCACGGUGAAGACGCUGCCGGGAGAUCACUGAAUGGUUCCCCAGGAAAUCCAGAGACAGACGCCAGCCACAGUCCACCCCCCUUACCACCACGAGAUUCUCCGUGCCAAUCAACUGCUGACGAACAGGGUUCUACCCCUUUGGCUGUGGGCGUGGCGGACCUGAAACUGGCAGCAAGAAUGAAGCUGUCCCGGGCGAUAGAAAGAGCGCAGGCCUCGUCUCCAGAUGCCGUGGAUGCAAAGAAGCUCUCGCAACCGAUUGCAAAAUCAGUGAUGCAGACCCCGCCUCCCGAGAGCCUACGAUCGUCAAUCACCUCCCCGCUCUCCCCACUAUCACCAGCUCCCUCCACACCCUCCCCAACUUCACUGCUGUCAUUUGGACUCUCUUCUCAGGCAAAACGGAAUGCCAUGAAAAGGCCGGCCGGUCGAGGCAGCAUUGCCCGGGAGUCGAAAUCAACAACACCGACGUCUGUUUCGAGUGAGCCUGUAUCGGAACGCAAGAGUGAAUCGCCAGACACCCUCGGCUCAGUGACCGAGGAAGAUAGAGAGAUGGCGACACCACAACGGGAGCUCAAACCGGGACAAUUUGCCGGGAAAAGCAACAAGUCAAUUAUAUCGGCGGCAGCAAAGGUCUUCCAAGGGAGCUCUGCAGAUGAAACUGACACAAGUGGAGCAAGACGUGACGUGGAAACAAAUCGAGAACAAUUUGACAACCCCUCGAGCGAUGCAAUGCCUUCAGAUCCAUCGUCAGACAGAGGAAAAGAGAGUCUUUCUUCAGAGAGCGACGAAGUUUUCACGUCGAGCAUCUCCCGCCAGCCUGAACCCGCAGCGAUAUCAGAGCGGCCCGUGGGAAAACAAAAACCUUGGCAGCGUGAGGUCAAGAGUGAGUCUCAUGUCCUCCAUGGCUCUUCUGCGAGAAGUGGCGCUAAGAAAAGAGGCGUUGUUUCGAAGAGGGUUCCCGUGAAAUCAGAUGUAUCGUGGAUCAAGAAUGCCAAGAGUGGAGCCGGGCGGGACGACUCUGGGAGUCAGUCUCCACAGAGAUGCGAAUCUCCUUCCCAGCCACAGGCAUCUCCUCCUCUUAGACCUUACCGGAGUCACCAGAUCCUCAGUAACGCUUCUUCCAACCCACCUCCUCCUCCUCCUCCUCCUUCCUCGUCCUCGUCCAAACAACCUCUGCCUUCAUCCCAGCUGGCUCGCCCCGGACUUACCCCGUCCUCUUCGAAACCCCUCCACCAUCGCUCGCACAAUCUCAUCAUCGACGAAAGUGGAGGGGCAGCAGGGGACAAGAAGAGGGGGCGAGGGGCAUCCAUUUCGGGGAAGAGCGGCUUCAAACUGAAGCGGGGACGGAAGAAGAGUGAGGAGGAAGGGGGCGGCAUGUCGCGGUCGAUGAGUGACGAAAGUCUUCACGGGACACUGCAGAGAGGAGUCCAAGCUUAUUCCUCACACAGAAUACAAGAGACAAAGACAGAGCGACCUCCGCGACCCCAGCAACCCCUCUCCAGACACAUCUCUGCCGAGGGUCGCACGGCCAGCAGACCUGCCUCUGUCAUGGUGGAUGUUGAGUCGGCUCCGCGAGGAUGGGAGGAUAGAGGGAGAGAAGAGGAGUUCUCAGUGAGCUGCACUGUGCCUAGUGGGCCAACCAAAGAUAAGUCUCCGAAACGAAAGAGGGCAAAUGAUCCAAGUCCACUUACCAAGAAAGGAUCGUUGUUCAGUCGACUGAGAGUGAGACCACGCGACAAGGAUCUACCAACCAUCCCUGCCAGGGUGGCAGAAGAGGAAGAUGGAGGAGACAGUGACAGCAGUAGUGAGGACGAGAAAGGAGCCACCAUUAAGUUCAAGCCAAAACUGAGACCGGUGUCCGUUCGAAAGCCUAGUCAAGUGGAAGAUGAUUUCGACCUGUCGUAUCCUCACCUAUUUGAGCGAGUGUUUGUUGUGACCCUAAAGCCAGACCCGGCAGAUGCCAACAAACUAACAACAGAAGUCACUUAUACAUUUCCCCCUCGCCCUCCUUCUGAAACUGGUCGCGAUGAAACCAUGGAGUCAAUUCCACAAUUCUGUUUCCCUGACAUCGAAAGACUCAAACCUACAACCAAAUUCAAGAGCGAGACGUUUUCCUUUGUUCUGACAAAUAUGGAGGGUAACAGGAAGUUUGGCUACUGCAGAAGACUUCUGCCUGCUGGUAAAGGACCCAGACUACCUGAAGUCACUUGUCUAAUCAGUCCUCUCGGCUGCUUCUCUCUAUAUGAAAAGAUAUUGGACAACAUUGAGGAGAGAAGACAAGUGUCAACAACUGCUGUCUUCACCUUUCUCAAGGCAAUUGUAGCCAACCCUUUCCCCAAACCAGGACGGAGUGUACAAGUCAGAGCCUUUUCGGCCAGAGGAGGUGAAAUGGAGACGGUGACGUUCACACGACCUUUGGACUCACGGCUGGAGCACGUGGAUUUCUCGAUUCUCUUCUCCACUCUGCCUCCUCGCAAGAUCAUCCAACUCUUCUCCUCCAUGCUCAUGGAGAGACGCGUCAUCCUCUGCUCCAGUAAUCUCAGUCUUCUAACUGGCUGUGCCCAUGCUCUUCUGGCACUUCUCUACCCCUUUGAAUGGCAGCAUGUAUUCAUCCCGGUACUACCAGGUGCUCUCAUAGAAUUCUGCUGUUCUCCUCUCCCCUAUCUCAUGGGCAUGCACCCCUCACUCAUCCCUGCCCUCGACGAAAUGGAAACCAUGGAAGAGGCACUUGUUGUAGAUUUGGACAAGAAAAAGUUUGUGAAGAAGAUUGGAGAUGAAACAUCAAUUUUACCCAGCAAACUGUUUCAGUACCUCGAACAUACUCUGGGUUCCCCAGCGGUCACUUCGGAAUACCAGAAACCAUCGGGGAAGAAAAGUAGCACAAGUCGAGCCGACGAGAUCAUCACCAACACCUUCAUGAUUUUCUUUGUCUACUUGUACGGUGACUACAGACAAUACAUGAAGAAGAAAGCAGACGGAAGUAUAGAGUUUGCGAAAAAGGAAUACGAAAAGAAAUUCUCGUCCAAGUCAAUUAGAAGGUUCCUGGAGGCGUUCCACAUGACUCAGAUGUUUGAUAUCUUUGCAGAGCAGCGAGAGAACCCUCUCAAAUCAGAGAUGACCUCGCAGAGUACAUUUGAGCGAAGCACCAUUCAUGUGAUGAAGGACAGGUGCAUGGAGAUAGAAAUGUGAGUAACAUCACGUGUUCUUUUCAACCUGCACUGUGUGUAUGUACACCAUGAGCAAUGUAUAGCACCAUGGAGCAUUCUACACGUAUAGAUGAUGUAACAUGCAUGGUGUCACGUUUUUCUUUUUCAAACAGUUUCAGUUCGAAAUCAAAGAUCAGUCGAUGGAGACUGAGAAAAAGGAUUUAGUUCGUGUGUUGUGGACAAUGUAUAAUUAUUAAUUGUUGAUGUUUUUGUUUUUUGUUGUGGAAUUUCUUGUUUCGCGGGGAGUUGUAAUAGUAAGGUAUUGUGCACUUAUAAUUAUGUAAGAGUAUGAUGAUGUAUCACACUUUUUUCACUGAGGUUUUAUCUAUUGACGCUAUAUGUAGGAAUGGCACAGGUCAAAUCUCACGUAUGAAACACCAACUCGGCGAAAACACCU